Molecule: messenger RNA, 2330 nt
Organism: Camelina sativa (false flax)
Lineage: Eukaryota; Viridiplantae; Streptophyta; Magnoliopsida; Brassicales; Brassicaceae
Product: auxin efflux carrier component 1
Biological process (GO): auxin polar transport; auxin export across the plasma membrane
Cellular component (GO): endoplasmic reticulum; plasma membrane
Molecular function (GO): auxin efflux transmembrane transporter activity
Source: RefSeq, a predicted model, not a curated record
AACAACACUCACUUUACUCUUUUUUCCCCCUUCACACACUUCUCUCCCAAACUAAAGACAAAACACUCUUCUCUCUCUCUCUCUCUCUCUUUUCACACUCUCUUCUCCGGCGAAACAAAGAUGAUAACGGCGACGGACUUUUACCAUGUCAUGACGGCUAUGGUUCCGUUAUACGUAGCUAUGAUCCUCGCUUACGGCUCAGUCAAAUGGUGGAAAAUAUUCACACCAGACCAGUGCUCCGGCAUAAACCGUUUCGUAGCUCUCUUCGCCGUUCCUCUCCUCUCUUUCCACUUCAUCGCCGCUAACAACCCUUACGCCAUGAACCUCCGUUUCCUCGCCGCUGAUUCACUUCAAAAAGUCAUAGUCCUCUCUCUCCUCUUCCUCUGGUGCAAACUAAGCCGCAACGGCUCCUUAGACUGGACCAUCACUCUCUUCUCGCUUUCCACUCUCCCAAACACUCUAGUCAUGGGGAUACCACUACUCAAAGGCAUGUACGGUGACUUCUCCGGCCAGCUGAUGGUUCAAAUCGUUGUGCUUCAGUGUAUCAUCUGGUACACGCUUAUGCUUUUUCUCUUUGAGUACCGUGGAGCUAAGCUUUUGAUCUCCGAGCAGUUUCCGGACACAGCUGGAUCUAUUGUCUCGAUUCAUGUUGAUUCCGACAUUAUGUCGUUAGAUGGAAGACAACCUUUGGAGACUGAAGCUGAGAUUAAAGAAGAUGGGAAGCUUCAUGUUACUGUUCGUCGUUCUAACGCUUCGAGGUCUGAUAUAUACUCGAGAAGGUCUCAAGGCUUAUCCGCGACUCCUCGGCCUUCGAAUCUAACCAACGCCGAGAUUUAUUCCCUUCAGAGUUCAAGAAACCCGACGCCUCGUGGGUCUAGCUUUAACCAUACUGAUUUUUACUCGAUGAUGGCUUCUGGUGGUGGUGGUGGUGGUGCUAGGAACUCUAACUUUGGUCCUGGAGAAGCUGUGUUUGGUUCUAAAGGACCUACUCCGAGACCUUCGAACUACGAAGAAGACGGUGGUGCUGCUAAACCAACGGCUGCUGGAACUGCGGCGGGAGCUGGGAGGUUUCAUUAUCAAUCUGGAGGGAGUGGUGGUGGUGGUGGCGGAGGAGCGCAUUAUCCGGCGCCGAAUCCAGGGAUGUUCUCGCCUCAGACUGGUGGCGGUGGGGGUGCGACGGCGAAAGGUAACGCUCCGGUUAGUGGUGGAAAGAGGCAAGACGGAAAUGGAAGAGAUCUUCAUAUGUUUGUGUGGAGUUCGAGUGCAUCGCCGGUUUCAGAUGUGUUCGGCGGUGGAGGUAACCACCACGGUGAUUACGCCGCCGCUACGAACGAUCAUCAAAAGGACGUUAAGAUCUCUGUACCUCAGGGGAAUACUAACGACAACCAGUUUGUGGAGAGGGAAGAGUUCAGUUUCGGUAACAAAGAUGAUGAUAGCAAAGUUUUGGCAACGGACGGAGGAAACAACAUAAGCAACAAAACGCCGCAGCCUAAAGUGAUGCCACCAACAAGUGUGAUGACAAGACUCAUUCUCAUUAUGGUUUGGAGGAAACUAAUCCGUAAUCCCAACUCUUACUCUAGUUUAUUCGGCAUCGCUUGGUCCCUCGUCUCCUUCAAGUGGAACAUUGAAAUGCCAGCUCUUAUAGCAAAGUCUAUCUCCAUACUCUCAGAUGCAGGUCUAGGCAUGGCUAUGUUCAGUCUUGGGUUGUUCAUGGCGUUAAACCCAAGAAUAAUAGCUUGUGGAAACAGAAGAGCAGGUUUUGCGGCGGCUAUGAGAUUUCUCGUCGGACCUGCCGUCAUGCUCGUUGCUUCUUAUGCCGUUGGCCUCCGUGGCGUGCUCCUCCGUGUCGCCAUCAUCCAGGCAGCAUUGCCACAAGGAAUAGUACCGUUUGUGUUCGCUAAGGAGUAUAAUGUGCAUCCUGACAUUCUUAGCACUGCUGUCAUCUUUGGCAUGCUGAUUGCGUUGCCCAUAACUCUUCUCUACUACAUUCUCUUAGGGCUAUGAUGAGAUAUUACCUUAAACACAGGGACCUUUUGUAAAUCUUUUGGGUGAUUAUGAAAUGUGAAAACAAAAGAUGCCCUUUUUGUUGAAUACCCACAAAUUUAAUCAUAAAAAGCAGCCUUUAGUGAAUCUUCGAAGAUAAUUUGGAGAAAGAAGCUCUUGAAGAAAGGAAGAAGAAGAGGUCUUAAGUAGGAGCUUGGCAAGUUUUACCUUUUCUUAGUUUUAAUGAACAUUCGUGUUUCUUUUGGUAGGUUGUAGGAAUUUGUAAAAGCGUUGCUACUUUUAAGUGAAUUAAAACGUUAAGGAAAAAAACUCAAAAGUUUAAUUAA